AUGUCUCUCUUCCGCUCAUCUCACGCCCUCCGGCGCUGUCGACUCCAUCCCCGACCGGAAUUCCGCCCCGCGACGAGCUCCAGCUCCAGCUCCAGCCCACCUCCCCAUCCCCUCCCCAAAGUCCAAUCUUUCCACACCACUCCCUCCAGCCAUGCCCAACCGCGUCGAUCCCCCGCCGCCCGGAGAGCCGAAUACGACAAGCACUACGGCAAGCAAACACAGCGCAUCCAGGCGACCGAAACUGCCCGUCCGGGUCAACCCGCAAAGCGAGCGUUGCCGUAUACAAACGAAGGGAUCUUCGCCGGUCGCGCCGUGGGCGAAGUGGACGAGAGUCUCCAAUGGCUGGAUGCGGCAGGGCCGUACUGCUGGAAGCAAAUAAAGGUGCUUAGUCCGGACCUGGACGUUAGCGAGUCUGUGUUUAUGGAUGUUUGUCGACGCCUCAUACAAACCGCGUAUACUGAGCUCCCGUCCGCGGAGGCGAUUCGGAAACUUUCAUUGGAACCCGAACAAGUCUGGACAAUGGGCGUUUCCCUCGAUCUCGAAGACAAAACAUUCAAAUACUGGCUCACCAGCUCAUGCGCCCUCGCGGGCGUAUCCCCCGCCCUCUCCCUCAUCGCCAUGACAUACCUCAGGCAAGCCAAGGCCAUGUCAACCCCUCCCAUGCGCACCCGGAUUCUCGAGCGCAUCGAAACCCUCGCCCUGCGUGACCGCGACCCCUGCGCCAUGGCCGUGCACUCGAAAGUGCUCGCCGCGCGCGAGCAAUACGAAGACGCAAUGACCAUGUUGGACUCGUUUCUGACAACCAUCCGUCCGGAGAAACUGCAAACCGUGGACAACAGUAACCUCGAGAAUCUUAUCGUGCCGACCCUGUGGGAGGACUAUCUGGCGUUGAAAGCGAAGGUGAACGAGCGGGGUGGUGACUCCAAGCUGUCCAGAGAUGAGCUCGUGGAGAUGGCCGCCGUGCAGUUUCAGAACCCCCAGUAUCUACCCCUCUACGCGGAGAUCAUGCUCGAAAAGGGGGACCAUAAAGCCUACGAGGAGUCCAUGCAGAAGGCCGCGAUGACUGGGAACAAAGGGGCGUGUGAGAAAUUGGCCAAUUUCUACUACCUCACCUCUCAGGCACAGCUCCCUCGUCGGGGCGACAAGGACUUUGUUUCCGGGGCUGCGCUAGGUGAAAAGACGGGCUUGUUUGCCGAACUAUACUCCGUUGCAUUCAAGGGUGUGGCGCCGCUUAGUCGCUAUUACCGCCUCGCGCUGGAGUGGUACGAGUUGAGUGCCGACAUGGGCAAUGCCUCUUCCGCAAUCAUUCUGGCCAUGCUAUACCGCCGAGCCGGCCAGGCGGAAAAGGGGGCCAAACAUUUGGAGGUCCCUCAGAAGGCACUAUUCAAUCGUGAGCUCCUCGUGGAGAUCCAGGAGUCUUGGGAUAACCCUGACUAUGUGCCGGAGAUACCAGAGGAAUUGUUAUCUCUCACUGGCAGGAGUAAGCUUUAA
Aspergillus heteromorphus CBS 117.55 is the source of this 1491-nucleotide messenger RNA. RefSeq lists its product as uncharacterized. The transcript has 2 exons. NCBI's taxonomy places the organism in Eukaryota, Fungi, Ascomycota, Eurotiomycetes, Eurotiales, Aspergillaceae. The record is from RefSeq and is a predicted model, not a curated record. Bases 1 to 1491 code for a protein of 496 amino acids. Gene Ontology annotation, molecular function: protein binding.